AAGAUCUCACAAUAAGGUUUUUGGUUAUUUAAGCUGACAUCAUUUUACGCGGGAGAUGGAGUCUCUUCGGGUUUUUGCUCUUUUGACCAUUGUUGUCCAAAGUAUCAAUGGAUUCGACCGUGGUAGUCAAUACCUUAAAUUGAUGCAGCUGUAUUCUGUGAACAGGCAAACGAAUCAGCUGUACACCCUUUUUGCUAAAGAUUGUCCAGAGUUUCUUUCUACACCGGACAUCGCUGGAGUUGUUAAGGACAUAUUUGGCAAGCGAGACGCCGCGGCGGUGAUAGGGUCGGAACUUGAUAUAAAGUUAGCGCUCGCAAAAGAACAUUUCGGCCACUUACUUCAGCAAUACAAGGAAUGUGCAAGUAAAAAGGGUCACAUGAGCGGAAUAGACGCAUGUUCAGUUAACCUCUGUCAAAACAACGGCGUGUGUGAGAAUGUGCUUGGAUUCCCCCAGUGUUUGUGUUCACAGGGAUUCUCCGGUGACAAAUGCCAGUACGAUAUCGACGACUGUGCCAGUAACCCCUGUAAGAACGGUGGAACGUGUGAUGACAGAGUUAAUGGGUUCCAGUGCACAUGUCUCGCGGGAUAUACUGGAACCACGUGUGAAACAAAUAUCGAUGAGUGUACGAACAUCCCCUGUAAGAACAAUGGAACAUGUGUGGACAGAGUUAAUGGGUUCCAGUGCACGUGUCUCGCGGGCUUUACUGGAACCACGUGUGAAACAGAUAUGGAUGAGUGUACAAACAACCCCUGUAAGAACAAUGGAACAUGUGUGGACAGAGUUAAUGGGUUCCAGUGCACGUGUCUCGUGGACUUUACUGGAACCACGUGUGAAACAACCAAUUAUGCAUUCGAAGUGAUUGACACAAAGAACGUCACGUACAGUGGACUGCGGUUCUUGGCUGUCAAGGUCCGCGUACCGGCAAAUGGUAAAAGUGCAUCGUCCGAUUGGUGUUACGACUAUCGAAAUAUGUGUCAGUCAUUUGGACGAAGACCAACUGGCUGCGGGGGAAGAUGGAUUAGUGAUUCUAGAUACAGCAGGUGUCGUGACGUCUACUCAUCCUACAUGCCGUCCAAUAAUCAGUUGGAUUGCAAUCCUAGUUCAGGAGCACGUGCCUUAGCCAUGGCUGCGUUCAAUGUCACUCCGCCCAUCUACACGUGCUUUGCUUUUCAUCGCUGCGAGUCAUCUGGGGACUGCUCCUCGACCUUUGCUUCUUCAGGCGACGGGCUUACUUACGUCAGCAACAUCAUGAGCAAAAACGAUCGCGUGGGCUACACCGUGUGCUAUUAAUAGCACGUCGGAAAUAUUACCUCUGGCCGGUUUCUUUUAAUUUAAGGGAUAACUCUUCGUAUGAGAUCUAUAUUUCACAAUAAAAACAUUGUGAACA
This is a messenger RNA of Lingula anatina, 1388 nucleotides long. RefSeq lists its product as uncharacterized. NCBI's taxonomy places the organism in Eukaryota, Metazoa, Brachiopoda, Lingulata, Lingulida, Lingulidae. The record is from RefSeq and is a predicted model, not a curated record. Gene Ontology annotation, molecular function: calcium ion binding.